AGUUCCGUCUCGACCGCCGUGCCGUUCAGACGCGUGGAAAAUACGUCCGUCCAAUUUCGUAUAUAAUUUAAAAUCGAUCGCCUCUUUGAAGAGUGCACACGGUCAACGCGUGGAAAUCCUUAGGGUAAAGCCAGAGAUCAGCCAGGGGACUAAAUCACGAAGACUCAUGGCUUUGCAAACGGCGCGAAGAGGAUCAAGAGUACAAGAGCCGACUCGCUGUUUGAUCACCUGCAACGUUGAAUCCAAAGGGAGCGGAGUAACGUUGAAUAUUCCGUGACAAACGGACGACAAUUAUCUCUGAAACGCGGAAAGAACGCGUAUACACCGAGUUAUUUAUAUGCGUCACGUGAAAAAGAACAACUGCGGUUACGUUUCGAAGCAAUAGCUCGGGUAUCCGUAUAAUUGUUCGCGAAGAAACCAAGACAAUAGGAUCAUAACCAUCGCGUCGAGAAACUAAUCCCUCGACAAAAUCGAUCGAUCGUAUACGUACAUAUAUAUAUAUAUACACAUAGAAUAGAGAGAAUAGAGAGAGAGUUGGUUUUGGAGAUGCGUGGAGGAAUCCGUGGAAGCGGAUUGAAGCGGCGACAGGGUGGACAAUCGAGCAUCUCUCGGCGACUCGUGCGCGACCCCGAAGAGAGCGUUAUCGAAUCGAGGAUCUUCGCAGAUUUUCGGGGAGGUUCGUUCGGCCACGGAUUCUCCCGGGCAGCAGCCGGCACGGCUCAGUAUACUGCGUGGCAGCCUGGACCGCAGGCGCCUCCAGUCGAGGGCACGGUAGUUGGCGGUUGCGUGGCUGCUGUGCCGAUGCCAGUGCGCUUUUCACACCGGAAACUCUGCGUGCUUUUUGGGACGCGUUGCACCGCGUCGAGAAGAUACUCUGCCGAGGGACCUCGCGGAGAUCGCUCGCUGUCGCUCGCUGGCGACCCUCCACCGCCGCAACCAGCAGCUGAUCGCAACCUCGGCGGUUCAUGAGAUACCUACGCGUUGGAGGAAGAUGAAACUCGAGGAGGCGGAAGGCGAGAGUUUGGGAAGAGUCGCGAGGAGAGAGUCGGACAGAGAGGGCUCGGUCGAGCGAGGAGGGAAUUGAUCGUGAUUGCGUGGUCGAUCGAUAUUUCCCUUGGACGCAGAGGGAUCGAGGGGCGGUCGACUGGACGGACGGCUGCGGUGGAGCCGUCUCAGCGUUUGCACGCCGGAUGCUGGCUGCGAUUCGUGGUGCGGCGACCAGCAGCCGCGUAUAUGUGUGUGUGCCGUGUACACGGAAGAUGUACGACCACGCAUAGACCGUUACCGCGAUACGUGGGUGUCGUGCCGCGCGAUUCUUCGCAGUCGUUGGUUUCGAGCGAACGGUACGCGGUGUUCGUGGCCGAAAGAGCAGUAAAGGGGACCGGUGGUGGCGGACGGAGGAGGACGCCAAGGUAUUGCGCGUCCGGGGCGCGAGGAGGAGCGAGGAAGAAGAGAGAAAGAGGGAGGCCUGGAGAGAGUAAUGAUCGUGACGACGACGGUCGCGCGAACAAAUGAACACCUCGGCACAGCGUUCGGGAUAUUCCAACUUCCGGGAACGCGGUGGCACGAAAAUUACGGAUCACCCGUGGAAAGAAGAAAAUCUUUGGGAGGAACAAGACGCGCAUCCAUUCUUCGCCAAGAUUAUUUUCCCAGAGAGGAGAGAAUCGAUUUACCCUUCUUCUCUCCCCCUCCCUCUCUCUCUUUCCAUUCACCAUCAAGUUUCAGCAGCGUGAGCGAAGAAAAAUCCCUUCGAAUUUUUGGACUUAGACCGGUAUUCUUAGGCAGCCGCGCGUGUAUGUGGCUGAUACAGACGUACCAGUUCAACAACAGCCAACACGAUUUCGCUCGAGAGAUGUGAGGAAUGAUCACGUGGGUGAUGGUCGGGCUGCUCCUGGCUGCGGAAACUUGCGGCAGAAACGUCCUCUCCGGAAACGGAAACGGAAAGGAGGAGUCGAAGCAGAAGGACGGGCUGAAGGGAAUAACCGCGGAGGAGGAAGACAUCUACCGUCUAACGUGCUACACUUGCGUCAACGUCAGCGAUAACCAGAUGUGCAACGAAUGGGCGAUAGAUACACCGUGUCCGGCGGGCGGCCGGGACUUCUGCAGAUCGCUGCACAUUUUGGACAGCCGUGGGAAUAGCGUGUUGGUGAGCAAGAGCUGUGUGAGCAGCGCGGAAUGCGGCCCUGCCUCUGUCGGUUGCAUCCCUGUGGACACGCAGCAGAUUUGCAUCAGUUGCUGCGACCUGAGCUACUGCAACAUCGAGUCGCCGACCAACUCCACCAACGCCAUUUUCUCGCGCAAACGGCGCGCCAAAUCCAAGUCGAAACGCAAACGGCCCGGUAGGAACGGGGUCGAGGGCAACCGGUUCUACGGGGGUGGCGGCGCGCUCUGGCUCCUGGCCUCACUCUUCUAUGCAUAUCAUUGCUGAGGAAGCAGCAACGCGGAUGAAUUCUAGUUAGAAGACACGCGCACCAGGCAGCUCGGGAAUCAUCCUUUCUCCUACGAGUUUCGCGGGACGUGAAUUGAAAUCUCGCGUCUCCCGCGAGAUCUGUCUGUUUCUUAGCCGAGCGGAACGACCGAUUCUAUACCCUUGUACACUCUCUACGUCUUCUCGACUGAUAGCGCGUCCAUUUUUCCUUUCUUCUUUUCUUCUUUUUUUCCAUCAUCAUCUCUACAUUCUUUCGCGUUAUUCGUGAUUCUAUUCGCGAAGCUUCGGAAAAUCUUUGCCCUAUCGAUUUCCAUUUCCACCUCGUCUCGUCCCGGUAUCCCUAACGACGACGCGGAAUAAAUUGCGGGGAACGAUAUAUAUCGACACGAACGAUCGAGUUAUUCUUACGGCGUAAUAUAGUGAAAUUAGGAGUCUGUUCGUCUUCUAUUUCCUUCGUUAACCGAUCCGAGUUCCGAUCCCCGAACGAAGGGGAGGAGGGUUUGUCGCUCAGGAUCCUUCCGACAAAUCCUGCGCUGUCUGAAUAGCACGUAUAAUAUAACCGAGGGCCGAUUCAAAGACUCUCAGUGAUGGAAAAAGGAAUUGUUCUCUUCUCGUAGUAGCGUAGUUGCUAUGCCUUGUUAGAAAACGAAGAAGGAAAAAAAAAAAAAGAAAAGAAAAGAAAAACAAGAAAAAAUAAUAAUAAAUAAAUGAAUAAAAAAUGGAACGAAAGAUAUACAUAUAUAUAUAUAUAUAUACAUACAUACACGCGCGCGCGCGGAAGAAAUUAAGAUGUAAGUUGGAGUUCGUGGAUUCAAACGAUCGAUGAACUUCCAUCGUGUUAUAAUAUACUUUCUACAGAGUUGCAGUGCCAAACGAGAGAAACGAGGAAAAUCAAAUACCUUCCAUGCAACUAAUUUUAACGCACACGGGCAUUUCUUUUUCGAUCGAACAGUGAAUACCGAUACGUAAAAGUGGAAAAGUCCGUAUUGUUUUCGCGUUUUAAAAGGCCCUGGUUCGACACGCGGAAUUUCAUUUCGACUCCUCUCGAGGAGGGGUGGAAAAAAGAGAGAGAGAGAGAGAGAGAAAUGAAACGUUCGCUGUUCCCUGCUGAUUCAUUCUGAAUUUCAGUACCUGGUGGAACAACGAUCGAUCGUUGUCCUCAAGGCACUUGCUCAGUGAAGCUGUGAAUUCCCCGUACAAUUCACGACCAUGCGUUUCAUUCGACAAAUAAAGUAACAAAUCGUUUCUAUCAUUCCUUUCCUACCGUUUUUCUGUUCACGCUCGACGGUAUUCCGUUAGACUUCAUUUAUCUGGCAAUCGAUCCCCGAGUCGAAUAUUUAACCAGUCCUAUGAUUAAACUUUCUUACUUCUUAUUUCGAACGAGUAAAAACAUGUUGAUUCAGCUUACGCGAAAGUUCUUAAUUAAUCGAGUUCUUUAAUUAACAGUUGCAAGUUCAAAUAAAUUCGUAAUUAUGCAUUCGAGGCGAAAAGAAGUUGUUAAUUACUUCUGUGCGGUAGCAUUAUAUUUCCGGCUAUCUUAUUUGCUACUUCUUAACGACACGUUUGCAAACUUGAUAAAACUAUAAUUAUCAAUUUAUUAUCACGCGAGUUACAAUACUAUUCUUUGGUUGUUCAUCUUGGAAGUAACCUGUUUUAUACAAUUCAUCCACGGAAUGGAAAUCACGUGAGCGUGGUUGUUAGGUUCAUCCAAAAAUCAAUUUCUCCUCGAUUUUUACAGUUUCGAUUCAGUUUUAUGCAAUUAUAUCGAGUUUCUUAGGGGAAAAAGUUGGAAUAUCGCGGCACACCGACAAAUGGAGGAGUUCCCUCCCGUGCGCAGUUUGACAAAUAGAUAUGCAAAUCAUGAAUUACGCGAGCGGAACGCACGCGGGAUUUGAAUUAUCGAUAAACUGGAAUUACGCGUACCUAAAAGCUGUUUACAUACCUACAAACUCGCCUACUACAGACUAUUUACUGCUAUUACAAUUAUUAACAAUUAUAUAAAUAAAUAAAUAAAUAUAUAAAUGAAUAAAUGAAUAUAUAUUAUGAUAUAGAAAUUAUACAUUGUUUCGGCAUGAAGAUGUAAGAAUACUGUUGGUAAUGAAAUAAAGAAGACUAUAAUUGUCAGACUGGCACUCGA
Molecule: messenger RNA, 4565 nt
Organism: Apis cerana (Asiatic honeybee)
Lineage: Eukaryota; Metazoa; Arthropoda; Insecta; Hymenoptera; Apidae
Molecular function (GO): acetylcholine receptor regulator activity
Source: RefSeq, a predicted model, not a curated record